Cynocephalus volans (Philippine flying lemur) is the source of this 1386-nucleotide messenger RNA. It is a transcript of the gene NR5A1, whose product is annotated as nuclear receptor subfamily 5 group A member 1. Gene Ontology annotation, cellular component: RNA polymerase II transcription regulator complex. Gene Ontology annotation, biological process: tissue development; hormone-mediated signaling pathway; regulation of transcription by RNA polymerase II. The transcript is spliced from 6 exons. The coding region runs from base 1 to 1386 and encodes 461 amino acids. Lineage: Eukaryota; Metazoa; Chordata; Mammalia; Dermoptera; Cynocephalidae. Gene Ontology annotation, molecular function: zinc ion binding; RNA polymerase II cis-regulatory region sequence-specific DNA binding; nuclear receptor activity. The record is from RefSeq and is a predicted model, not a curated record.
AUGGACUAUUCGUACGACGAGGACCUGGACGAGCUGUGCCCCGUGUGCGGGGACAAGGUGUCCGGCUACCACUACGGGCUGCUCACGUGCGAGAGCUGCAAGGGCUUCUUCAAGCGCACGGUGCAGAACAACAAGCACUACACGUGCACCGAGAGCCAGAGCUGCAAGAUCGACAAGACGCAGCGCAAGCGCUGUCCCUUCUGCCGCUUCCAGAAGUGCCUGACGGUGGGGAUGCGCCUGGAAGCCGUGCGUGCUGACCGCAUGCGAGGUGGCCGGAACAAGUUUGGGCCCAUGUACAAGCGGGACCGAGCCCUGAAGCAGCAGAAGAAGGCACAGAUUCGGGCCAAUGGCUUCAAGCUGGAGACAGGCCCCCCAAUGGGGGUGCCCCCGCCGCCCCCUCCCCCACCGGACUACAUGCUGUCCCCUAGCCUGCACACACCUGAGCCCAAGGGUCUGGCCUCUGGUCCCCCUGCUGGGCCACUGGGCGAUUUUGGAAGUCCAGCACUGCCCAUGGCCGUGCCCAGCACCCACGGGCCACUAGCCGGUUACCUCUACCCUGCCUUUCCUGGCCGUGCCAUCAAGUCUGAGUACCCGGAGCCCUAUGCCAGCCCCCCGCAGCCUGGGCUGCCCUACGGCUAUGCAGAGCCCUUCUCCGGAGGGCCUGGUGUGCCUGAGCUCAUCCUGCAGCUGCUGCAGCUGGAGCCGGACGAGGACCAGGUGCGGGCACGCAUCGUGGGCUGCCUGCAGGAACCGGCCAAAGGCCGCCCCGACCAGCCCGCGCCCUUUGGCCUCCUGUGCAGAAUGGCUGACCAGACCUUCAUCUCCAUCGUGGACUGGGCACGCAGGUGCAUGGUCUUCAAGGAGCUGGAGGUGGCCGACCAGAUGACCCUGCUGCAGAACUGCUGGAGCGAGCUGCUGGUGUUUGAUCACAUCUACCGCCAGAUCCAACACGGCAAGGAGGGCAGCAUCCUGCUGGUCACUGGGCAGGAGGUGGAGCUGACCACGGUGGCUGCCCAGGCAGGCUCCCUGCUGCACAGCCUGGUGCUGCGGGCGCAGGAGCUGGUGCUGCAGCUCCACGCGCUGCAGCUGGACCGCCAGGAGUUUGUCUGCCUCAAGUUCCUCAUCCUCUUCAGCCUUGAUGUGAAGUUCCUGAAUAACCACAGCCUGGUGAAGGACGCUCAGGAGAAAGCCAACGCUGCCCUGCUUGAUUACACCCUGUGCCACUACCCGCAUUGCGGGGACAAGUUCCAGCAGCUGCUGCUGUGCCUGGUGGAGGUGCGGGCCCUGAGCAUGCAGGCCAAGGAAUACCUGUACCACAAGCACCUGGGCAACGAGAUGCCCCGCAACAACCUGCUCAUUGAGAUGCUACAAGCCAAGCAGACUUGA